Cladophialophora yegresii CBS 114405 is the source of this 1407-nucleotide messenger RNA. RefSeq lists its product as uncharacterized. The record is from RefSeq and is a predicted model, not a curated record. Gene Ontology annotation, biological process: regulation of transcription by RNA polymerase II. Gene Ontology annotation, molecular function: transcription coregulator activity. Lineage: Eukaryota; Fungi; Ascomycota; Eurotiomycetes; Chaetothyriales; Herpotrichiellaceae. The transcript has a single exon. Gene Ontology annotation, cellular component: mediator complex. Bases 1 to 1407 code for a protein of 468 amino acids.
AUGGCAGCGCCAUUUGCGUGGAGGACCACAACGCCUCGGGGCGGGGCUCAAGCGUGGAAUGCCGAGACAACCAAUGCGCAGUCACAGUCACUUGGCAAGCCAGACAGUGACCAGGAUCAUGGCCCCGGUUCCCAUGCCCCGUCCCGAGUCGGAGCAGCCUCGGGCUCAGGCUCAGGCACUCGGCCUGUCGCCAGGGCUGCUGGAGUCAAAAUCCAAGGCAAAAGAUUCGACAACAACCCCAACUUGCGCGUCCACCGCCAUCGCAAGACGAAAUACUCGUACAGAAUCGGCAUCCGGCUGCCUCGAGAGAAGUUAGUGGCCUUCCCUCAGUACAACGGACGGGUCAGGGACUUUGUGCACCAGUGGGGAGGCUCGUUUGUGACUCUCAAGGUUGCACCCUGUAAGUUGCGCGCCAUCGAAGUCGACGCCAUCGGCGCUGCACCGAGAAACAACAUUAUCCCAACGGUCGUUGUUUCUGUACCUGUACCUACUCUAAUCCUACCGCCACAUCCAGCGGUGUCGACAACGCGUUCGCCUUCUUCGACAACAUCCCAUCCGGCAAGGGGCCGAUCGAGCUCUUUCUCAGACGCGGAUCUAAGUACUCAACCCAAUACGCCGUUUACAAGUACUGUAUGUCCGUCGCACGAAGCAGAGGCGGACCCACGCUGCAUCGAGGCCAAGACAGCAGCUCAGCAGGAUCUGGUUCUAGCACAAACUACUACUGGAGCAUUCAGCGCCCGUGAUCCAAAGGGACUACGAUUCCCUGCGCUUACUACCGCAGCAACAGCAGCUUCUUCCACGUCGGCGGCAUUCCAGAUCGGCACCACCUUCGAGGACCUCCCCGUAUCGGAGCGCCUGAUCCGCAACGCCACCAUGGCUCCCCUCAAGGACACCAGCAGCGUGCACAACACCAUCAAGGGCAUCAUCCAGCACCUGACGGACAUCCAACUCCAGACGCACGGCUACAUCCCGCAGACGCAGGACCUGCUCGUGGAUAAGCUGACGGACCUGACGACAUCCUUGGCCGAGCUAAAGAGGUUGACCUCCCCGCAGGAGUCGCCCAACAACUACAUCCACCAGGUGGCCAUCGCGCCGGAGAUAGUCGAUUAUGUGGAUGACGGGCGCAACCCGGACAUCUUCACGCGCGACUUUGUCGAGAUCGUGCAGCGGGGAAACGCCGUCGUGCACGGCAAGCAGCGCGCGUUUCGCGAUUUCACGGAGGUGUAUGCGCGGAAGUUGAAGGAGGGGAUUCCCGGCGUGAGUGCCCAGGUGGACCGCGUGCUGAAGAAUGCUGGGUUUGAGGAACGGGAACGGGAAGGGGAACAGGAUGGGUCGGGGUCGAGGUCGAGGUCGAGGUCGAGCACGAAUGGGGCGGCGCACGAUGCUGAGAGGCCUGUCGGCCCGUAG